Molecule: messenger RNA, 2339 nt
Organism: Antechinus flavipes (yellow-footed antechinus)
Lineage: Eukaryota; Metazoa; Chordata; Mammalia; Dasyuromorphia; Dasyuridae
Gene: TRUB2
Product: TruB pseudouridine synthase family member 2
Exons: 8
Coding region: 181-1029 (282 amino acids)
Biological process (GO): RNA processing; pseudouridine synthesis
Molecular function (GO): RNA binding; pseudouridine synthase activity
Source: RefSeq, a predicted model, not a curated record
GGAGUCGUCUGCAUGGACUCUUCGCGGUCUACAAGCCACCUGGAUUGAACUGGAAACAUCUGCGGGACACUGUGGAGUUUAAGCUCCUGAAGGGUGAACAACUUCGUUCCCUGGCCCUUGUACUCCUCCCUGGUUCCUUUCCUCUUCUCUAUGGCCGGCUCUAUGCACUAAUUUCACUUAAUGCUUCGAACACUUAGUCUUAACUUAAAGAAACAAUAUACCCCUAAAGAGCACAUCAGAUUCCUGCUUGCCCCCAAGGAAGAAAGUGAAGAGGGAGAACUAACCCUCAUAGCCAAAAGUGUUCCAGCCCUUUCUGAACACUCAUUAGUGAGAGGGCCAAAAUACACCAGUGUGAAGGUGGGCGUUGGGCACCGACUGGAUGUCAAGUCAUCUGGAGUGCUUGUGCUCGGUGUGGGACGUGGAAACAAGCUGCUCACAGACAUCUACAAUGCCCAUCUCACCAAGGAUUACACAGUUCGUGGGCUCCUGGGCAAAGCCACAGAUGACUUCUCAGAUGAAGGAAGACUGAUUGAAAAGACAACUUAUGAUCAUGUGACCCCAGAGAAGCUCAGCAGAAUCCUGGCAGUCAUCCAAGGCUCCCAUCAGAAGGCAAUGGUAACGUAUUCCAAUCUCGACUUGAAGACUCAAGAGGCCUAUGAAAUGGCUGUGAAAGGGUUAAUCCGGCCCAUGGACAAGAGUCCAAUGCUGAUUACAGGAAUCCGAUGUCUCAAAUUUGCUCCUCCUGAAUUCCUUUUAGAAAUUCAGUGCAUGCAUGAGACCCAGCAGCUGCUCCGUCGAGUGGUGCAUGAGAUCGGGUUGGAACUGAAAUCGUCUGCCGUCUGUACCCAGGUGCGGCGGACCCGAGAUGGAGUCUUCACCCUGGAGGAUGCCCUCCUGCGGACACAAUGGAACAUUCAUAACAUUCAGACAUCGAUCCAAAAAGCAGCCCCUCGAGUAGAAGCAGAGCUUGAAAAAUGCCGGACUGUAGCACUGGGCCAUCCAGACUCUGUGGGACAAUCUGUUUCCUAACAUCCAGGUCACAAACUUUUCCCCUGCGCUAGGCAGAAUGAGGCCCACAGCCUUAGGAAAGAACAGCAGGAGAGAGUGCUAGAUGGUGUGGGAGCUGGCAAAUAACUGGAUUGCAGGAUUGAAAGUCAGGACCUGACUGAGGUUAGAGUUCACUGACUGCCAGGAGGAAGACUUGGGACACUUUAAAAAUCAUCCUUGUGUAUUUAGUAAGUAAAAGGUCCUGCCCCCUGGCUUUGGUAUAAGGAAAUGACUUGGUCUUCUUAGUCUAGCGAGCAUAGCUGAGAAGAGGGCUUAAAGGGCUUCUGAAUCAGCAUUUUAAAAUCCUGUUCCAGAGAUGUACUUUUUAGCUGAACUUAAGAAAGGCUGGGGCUCAUCUGUUUUUUCUGGGAUGGGGCUAGUUGUGAGGUAAAGAGAAAGGUGAUUGCAGAUUAUGUUGUAUGUUACCUAAUGACCUAGAGAUUGGGGACUAGAAAACCCUGCUGAAGGGACUUCGUAAUUCUAAUUUUUCUUCUGCCUUCUUUCUUCAGCCUCCCUCUCCCUGACCCCACCCCUCCCGAUUAUUGUAUAUAUUGGUGUCAGAGACCGAUUUAGACCGUCAGAGCUUCUAGAACCCUAGUCUUAUAGGAAGAUAUGGGCUAUGCUUAGUAAUAGGUCACAAUAAAUAGUAAUUGCUGAUAAACUUAAAACAUCAGCUCCACCCAUUAUUACUCAUACCAUCCUGGUCCCCUCCAGAAGGUAUCCACCCCUUUUGUUAAGCAAACUAAGACUUUUGGCAUGUUAUACUUCUAACAAAUACAAACUCCCAUAAAAUCCAAAUCAAAUCAGAUGCCUUUUGGUCUUGAUUCUCUCUAUCAACUUGGGCUUAGGGAUGGGUUAGAAGUAUUCAUUUCUUCUCUCUUUUCCUCAUUUCUAUUCUGCCUGGAUAGCUAAUUUUUAGAAAGCUCUAUUUCAAGUGUAUCCUUCACUUUGCAUAUAGUGGAUAUUUAAGAGUUCCUGCUGAAUAGAAUUGAAUUUCCACCCUUUCAUGUACUAAGGCUUAGAUUUUUCAGUCAAAACUUUUUUUUUUUUUAAGUAUCAUUCAUCUACUCCUACAUGUUUAUAGAAUGCUUUCUAUGUAUGAGCAUUUGACUAGACUGUAGGUAAUGUUCAUAUAAGACACUUCUUAGAACUUACAGUGUAAUGAGGGUAGGAGUAGAAUAAGAGAUAUAUACAUUUAAUAUAAUAGAUAUAUGAAAAGAAUUGUAAGAGCAGUACCAAAUAUUGUGAUUUCAUUGGAAUAAAAUAAUCAUUUCAGGAUACUUUUAUGCUUA